UCCCAACGCUCAAGCUCCGAACUCAUUUGCCAUCAUCGUCAGUUCCAUUUCCCGCGAGCGAAGAGUCAAGAGUGAGGCCAUAAAUCCCACGAAGAAGAAGAAGGAGGAAUAGUAGGAGGAGGAGGUGGCGGUUCUCUGCCGGUACAGCCGGAGCUUACACAAGCCCGCUGUGUUGUUCCUCCUCUAAUCUGCAGAGACAUGACACUAGGGAGAGAACCAAGCACCGUCCCUCUCCGUCGAUGUCAUAAGGUACAGCUUUACAGACUGAGUAAUGCUUGGUGCUGUAUGUGAGAGGCAUUUCAAUGGGGGUGGGGGAAGAAGAGUUUGAACAAGAGCCAUAUGUGGGGUUGGAGUUUAAUACCGCAGAUGAUGCUCGUAUUUUCUAUGGCAAUUAUGCAUCACGAGUGGGUUUUAAAAUACGGUCUGGUCAAUUGUAUCGAUCGCGAGUGGAUGGAUCGGUUUGUAAUAGGAGAUUUGUGUGCUGGAAAGAAGGGUUUCAGAUUAAUUCAAGGACAGGAUGCCCUGCGUUCAUAAGGGUGAAAAAAUCUGAUUCUGGCAAGUGGGUCCUUGACCAAUUUGCGAAAGAUCAUAAUCAUGAUCUCGAUGCUUGUGAGGAGAAUCACCCUGCCAAUUCCCAGUGCAAAAGUUCAGCAACAACUGCUAAAGUAGUUGAUUUGUGCCGUAAGCCUCGGAUAAAACAGCUUGAUGUUGUCAAUAAUGGAUGCUCAUCUUCUUCAAGUAUUGCCAGUGCCAAACGCGUUAAACCGGGGGCAAAUGAAGGACAAGUGAAACUUGAGCCUUUUGUGGGUCUAAAGUUUGAUUCAGCUAACAAAGCAUACCAGCAUUAUGAUACAUAUGCUGGGAAUGUGGGAUUUAGAGUUCGUAUCGGUCAGUUGUUUCGAUCAAAGAAUGAUGGUUCGAUUACUUCUCGGAGAUUUGUCUGCUCGAAGGAAGGAUUUCAGCAUCCUUCUAGGGUUGGGUGUGGUGCAUUUAUGAGGAUUAAGAGGCAUGAUAAUGGAAGAUGGAUUGUUGAUCGUUAUCAACUAGAGCAUAACCAUGAGCUUGAGGUGCAAAUGAAAGCCAACAGAGGUUCAGCUUCUAGGAAAUUUUUAGAUGAGAUUAAUGAAACAUCGGAAAAACUAGACAUUGCUAAAAAGCACAAUGGGAGCCUCCUCAAGAAACAUCAUAUGAACAACAUAGGAAGUGAUUGGUAUACCGUGCUUCAUAAUUACUUUCAGAACCGACAAGCUGAGGACAUCGGAUUCUUUUGUGCUGUUGAUGUACAGAUGGGUUGUUGUAGGAGUCUUUUCUGGGCUGAUGGCAGAUCCAGGUUUUCCUGCAGUCAGUUUGGUGAUGCCAUCAUAUUUGAUACCUCCUAUAAGCAAAACAAUUAUGUGGUGCCAUUUGCUACUUUUGUUGGUGUUAAUCACCACAAGCAGGCAGUUCUUCUUGGAUGUGCUCUAGUUGCUGAUGAAUCAACGGAGUCCUUCAUAUGGUUGUUUGAGACAUGGCUCAGGGCAAUGUCUGGGUGUCAUCCCAAGUCCAUAAUAGCUGAUCAGGAUGAUUCCAUUCUGCAAGCGAUUGCACAGGUCUUUCCUUCGAGUCAUCAUCGAUUUUCAAUGUGGCAAAUUAAGGCAAAAGAAUGUGAGCAUUUGAGUCCAUUGAGUAGUGAAUGUAAAUAUGAAUAUGAGAAGUGUGUUUAUCAAAGUCAUACAGUUGGUGAAUUUGAUGCUGCAUGGGAUGCUCUUCUCAGCAAAUAUGGCUUGAGGGAAAAUGCUUGGCUGAAGGAAAUGUAUGAAAAGCGUGAAAACUGGGUUCCACUGUACUUGCGUGGAACAUUUUUUGCUGGAAUUCCCAUCGAUGGAGGUCUAGAUGCCUUUUUUUAUCCAUAUUUAAAUUCUCAAACGUCACUUGAAGAAUUUGUUGUGAGAUAUGAGCAAGGUUUGGAGCAACGUCGUGGCAGUGAAAGGAAAGAAGAUUAUAACUCAUUCAACCUGCAGGCAUUUUUGCAGACAAAUGAACCGAUGGAAGAGCAAUGUAGGAGGCUUUAUACCCUUUCUGUUUUCAAAGUUUUCCAGAGGGAACUUUUACAAAGCUACAGUUAUCUGGGUGCCAAGAUUCAUGAACAAGGGGCCAUCAGCAGAUAUCUGAUCCGUAAGUGCGGCAAUGAGAAUGAGAAGCAUAUCGUUACCUUUUGUACAUCCAAUCUCGAUGUGAGUUGUGGCUGUCAAAUGUUUGAAUCAGAGGGUGUAUUGUGUAGACAUGCUUUGAGAUUGUUCCAGAUUCUAGAUAUUAGGGAGCUUCCAUCUCGCUACAUCCUACAUAGGUGGACGAGGAGUGCUGAGUAUGGCACUAUACGUGAUUUUGAUUCAGGAGGUAGCUCCCACGAAAUUAAAGCUAAGAUGAUCUGGAGUCUUCGUGAAAUUGCAGCCAAAUAUGUAGAGUUUGGUGCCACAUCUUUUGAGAAAUACAAACUUGCAUAUGAAAUUAUGCAUGAGGGUGGGAGGAAACUUUGCUGGCAGAGGUAAGUUUAAGAUAAUUUUGUAUUUUAGAGUGCGUCUACAGUUUCUUUUCUAGCAAGCCUGACUUUUGUAAGAAGAAGGCAUGAACUUGUUUUAUACGGUAUAAAAGCUUUCUCAAUCAGAUGUGAAAUUAUGUGGCUAUGAAAUUAUGCAUUCUGCUAGUUCUUUUUGUUGGUU
Messenger RNA from Rhodamnia argentea, 2699 nucleotides. Its product is annotated as protein FAR1-RELATED SEQUENCE 7-like. NCBI's taxonomy places the organism in Eukaryota, Viridiplantae, Streptophyta, Magnoliopsida, Myrtales, Myrtaceae. The transcript has 2 exons. Gene Ontology annotation, biological process: regulation of DNA-templated transcription. Gene Ontology annotation, molecular function: zinc ion binding. The record is from RefSeq and is a predicted model, not a curated record. The coding region runs from base 303 to 2528 and encodes 741 amino acids.